AAAGAAAUUCAAACACUAAAUCAUAUUUGCUUUGAAUUCCUAGCAAUUUCGUUCUCAAAAUCCCACACAAAAAAACCAAAUCAAAUUAAUAAAAUAAAAUAAAUAAAUGGAAACAAUAGAAAAAUCUUAAUUAAAUCCCGAAAAAAAAAUGGAUGUAGUAACGUUCGGAAUCAUCGUGGGUAUAAUAAUCCUCUUUCUCUGCGCCGUUUGUUUCAUCGCAAUCGAGGGCACCUGCAAGAGGAAGUAACUAACCCCGCAUUAAACCCUCGGCUCAAUUUUUCUCUCUCCAAACACGCCCUUAGCCGCAAAUGGGGGUUUUUUCAGAUAAGCAGCGGCGGAUCUGUUUCUGUUUCUGUUUCUGUUUGUUUGGCGUUUUGCUGGCGGUGGGGGUUGGAUUCUCUGUGGCGGCACCUCACCAGUGCAGUGGACACGACCACCACCACCACCACGAUCACCACCGCCACGUGGACGAUGAGGAUGUAGGGUUAAUCGAGAAGAAUGAUCAACGGCGGCCGAUGCUUCUUCCGGAAGAAAUUGCCGAGGAGGAAGAUCUGAAGAUGAUGUCAGCAAUUGACGAUCAUCGCCAUGGCUUUGAUCAUGUGCAUCAUGUGCAUAACCAUCAUAGUCAUGUGGAGCUUUCUGGACUUGGUCUUUGGAUCAAUGCAAUGGGUUGUUCGCUACUGGUUAGCUUGGCUUCGCUUAUUUGCCUGAUUUUGCUGCCUUUGAUAUUUAUACAGGGGAAGCCAUCAAAGGCAAUUGUCGAUUCUUUAGCAUUGUUUGGGGCUGGAGCCAUGCUUGGUGAUGCUUUUCUUCAUCAAUUACCACAUGCUUUUGCAGGUGGUGAGCAUUCACACUCUCAUGAUGACCACGAUCAUCAUCAUUCUGACGUGGGACAGUCUCAUUCACAUUCCUUAAAGGAUCUUUCCAUUGGUUUGUCAAUCUUGGCUGGAAUUGUUGUGUUUCUUAUUGUCGAGAAACUUGUGAGAUACGUCGAAGCUUUUUCUGGAGGAGAAAAUUCUUGGGGUCAUCACCACCACCACCACCAUAAGCAGACAAACAAAUCGGACGAUGAUGAUGAAUUGUCUCCUGCUGAGAAAAAAGGAAAAUUGACUGAAAAAAUAUCCGAAGAAAAUGAAUCGGAUACAGCUACUGACCUCGAUAAAACAAGCUCAAACGAUGUUUUGCGUAAGAGAAAUACUCAAAGUAGUGCUCCCCAAGACGAACCUGUGAAUGGAAAUGUGGGGUCUAUUAACAAGAAAGAAAAAGAACCUGUCAAGUCGCAGUCGAGUUUGGUGUUUGGUUACCUGAACCUCUUCUCAGAUGGAGUGCAUAAUUUUACUGAUGGGAUGGCUUUGGGAAGUGCUUUCCUCCUUUACGGAUCUGUUGGUGGAUGGUCGAGAACUCUUUUCCUUCUUGCUCACGAGCUUCCUCAAGAGAUUGGCGAUUUUGGAAUUUUGGUGAGAUCUGGUUUUAGUGUCUCAAAAGCCCUCUUCUUUAACUUUCUAUCGGCACUGGUGGCAUUAGCAGGAACCGCUCUGGCUUUGAUGUGGGGAAAGGAUCCAGGGCAGUCUUCUUUGAUUGAGGGGUUUACUGCUGGGGGUUUCAUGUAUAUUGCACUUGCUGGAGUGUUGGCAGAGAUGAAUAGUGGUGUCUCGACUUUGAGAAAUACGACGAUCCAAUUAAUAUCUUUGCUGCUCGGUAUGGCUGUUGCCCUUUGUAUAUCUCUUGUAGAAUGAUUUCUUGAUUCUAAUUCUUUAGAUUCUUUUUCUUUUUUUAUUGUUCGAGUUUUUCGAGACCACGUUAAGAGAAGUGUUAACACUUGGAAGUCUUCCACCAGAUGUUGUAUUAGCAGUUUAAUUAAAUAUGAUUGAUCAAGAAAUAUUCGAAGGGGUGUUUUGUUUUUUAAUUUCCCAUUAUACCAUACAUUAUUAAACUUC
Molecule: messenger RNA, 1937 nt
Organism: Erythranthe guttata (spotted monkey flower)
Lineage: Eukaryota; Viridiplantae; Streptophyta; Magnoliopsida; Lamiales; Phrymaceae
Gene: IAR1
Product: ZIP metal ion transporter family
Biological process (GO): intracellular zinc ion homeostasis; zinc ion transmembrane transport
Cellular component (GO): membrane
Molecular function (GO): zinc ion transmembrane transporter activity
Source: RefSeq, a predicted model, not a curated record